Molecule: messenger RNA, 2220 nt
Organism: Oryzias melastigma (Indian medaka)
Lineage: Eukaryota; Metazoa; Chordata; Actinopteri; Beloniformes; Adrianichthyidae
Gene: stra6l
Product: STRA6-like
Exons: 18
Coding region: 114-2039 (641 amino acids)
Biological process (GO): vitamin A import into cell
Cellular component (GO): plasma membrane
Molecular function (GO): retinol transmembrane transporter activity; signaling receptor activity
Source: RefSeq, a predicted model, not a curated record
GUGAUCACAUGGAUGAAACCAGGAAACAGAGAAGUGGUUUCAUUCCACGGUCACUUCCGAAGCAGUAGCAGCAGCUGAAGAUUUCUCAACUUCAAGGAGCUGACCUCUUAAAGAUGAUGAACCCAGAGGAAAAUGUACUCUCCACAUCUGAGGGAUGUCAAAACAAAAUCUCUAUGGACCUCUUCCUGCACUAUUCACUCAUACCAGCUGUGCUGUUUACGGGCGUUCUGUCGUUUCUUCAAAGACGAGCCCGGAGGCUCAACAUUGACAACAGACUGCCAUUUUUGGAGGGACGUUUUGGUGUAGUGGUGCCUUUGGAUUCCAUCAGCAGCUUCAGUAACCGUUGGUCAUACGGCUUCGCGUUUGGUGCCGUCUCAACCACUGUUCUUCUGCUUUUCUCUGAAAACUAUGUGCCCUUCACCGUCCCACCUUGGGCCAAAGCUAUUGUGUAUCUGGUUGGAGCUUUAGAAGUGGGCCUGGUGUAUUUCCCUUUCUUCGCAUGCCUGUCAACACCAUGCAGACUUGCAGGAGCAACUUUGGGCAUUCUCUAUUCUUUGACCUGGAUCAUUGUUACAGUUUGGGAUGCGGCCACAUGUCCCAGUGGAGAGAUCUUUGGAAAAUACCAGAAGGUCAUUUCUCAAUGGCCUCGCAUCCUCUCCCUCAUCUUCCUCUUGGGACGCUUCAUCUAUAUGCUGGUUAAAGAUGCUCGCAUACGUUUAAAGCUGGAACAGGAGGACUCGGGAGAGCUGGUCGAGCAUCACCAAGCGCUGCAUGUCAAGAGGCUGCUGAGCAAAGCAUCAGAGCAGAGUAAACCCCUCAGCUGGUUCCAGAGAAAUGUGUAUGAGUGGGAUCCCUUUUUCAAAUUUCCCAACAGGAUCAUCGGCACUCUCAUCAUCUCCCUGAUAGGUCUAUACAUGAUGACACUAGCAGACUACAGUCUCAGCGAUGUUGUCUUUGAUAAAUUAGACAACUGGAAGGACACACUGAAACAAGUGACCACAUCAUGCAACCAGACGGAAGCUCUGGCACUGAUGAUACCACAGCUGGAAGAAUUCAUUCAUGUUGCCAGGAAGUCGUGGCUUGCCACCACUGUUUUUGCGAGUGUCAACUCAGUCGCCUAUGUCUUCCACAUCAUGGCCUGUUACAGGAAACACUUGAAGAGACUGUGGAAGGGACAGAAGGGUUUUCUUCCCGAAAGGUUUCACAAACCCCGCUCUGCUGUCAGUGUGGCUUCCAUCGCCCGGUACUCAGGAUGGCAAAUAGCCUUCACACUGUGGGGUUACCUGAUUGUCCACUUUAUCCACUUCCUGUUCGCUCUUUUGUUUGCCUAUCUACUGGUUCUUCCCAUAAAACACGGAAAUGUUCUGAGCAUGCUCUCAAACCUGGGGAUCAUACUCCUGACCAUUGGUCUGGUGACCGCUUUGAUAAUUCUCCAGAUAGUUCUGGUGCAGGUCUUCUUCCUUCAGGACAAAAUGUCCCCCACAGAUAAAGAAAAACCUCUGGCUCUCAACAACAGGAGGGCGUUCCACUGCUUCAAUUACUUCUUCUUUUUCUACAAUGUUGUGAUGGGAAUUAGCAUCUGCAUCGUGAGGCUGCUGUUCAGUAUCAUUGCUGGAACGUGGCUUGUGUCCCGCAUUGAUCGUACGAUAAUGCAGAGAGGAUAUGAAAAAAUGGAUGCUGGCUACAGCACAUGGAUCGGGAUGAUCUUUGCUGACCAUUACCACAACAACCCAGUCAUGGUUUGUUUUUGUCAGCUGCUGGUGUCCAACACGCUGGAGAGACAAAGCGUAACAACGUACUCAUCGUUCAGCAAUGCUACAUCGGCUGCUCAUGCCAACAGUCGAGCUCGGAGGCGCUGGACAUUACUUUAUACCUUACAGAAGAACCCACACCUGAUCCUCUUCAGAAAACAUCACCUCUCUUCAUCUCCUUAUCCAGAGACAGUGGCACAGGUGUGGGUCAUGGCAUCUCAGGCACACAGCCGCAAUCCUUCACAGGCACUGCCAGAGAUCAUAGUCACACCAGACGAAAACUGUUAAAAAAAACUCAAAAGUGUUCAUAUGUUUGUUGUCAUCCAUUCAUUUUCUAAGACUACUUUAUUAUUGCUGGGGCCUGUGCCCAGCCAAUGAAGGAUGAGGGUACUCCCUGGACGGUCCCUCAGACCAUCGCAAGGCUGUCUGUAUUUACGCUCUAUGAAACUGUGUCAUUAAAUGGUCAGAA